Messenger RNA from Hippocampus comes (tiger tail seahorse), 3810 nucleotides. Its product is annotated as SH3 domain-binding protein 4. Gene Ontology annotation, cellular component: cytoplasm. The coding region runs from base 271 to 3147 and encodes 958 amino acids. The transcript is spliced from 5 exons. Gene Ontology annotation, molecular function: protein binding. The record is from RefSeq and is a predicted model, not a curated record. NCBI's taxonomy places the organism in Eukaryota, Metazoa, Chordata, Actinopteri, Syngnathiformes, Syngnathidae.
CGGGCUGGCCGCUCGCUGGCCCGGCCCGGCCCGGCGGGCGGGCUCUCGCCGGUCGCCUUCCCUUCCCCCUCCCUCUCCCUUCCCCGUCUCCCCCUCCCUCUCUCGCUCACUCGCUCGUCAGCGGAGCCUCCAGCACAAGCAGGCCGACAGGCGAAGCAAGCUCCGCGGCGGCGGCCUCGCUGGCGGGACCCGACGCGACGCGCUAGCCGAGAUGACGGGAGGGGGACGCCGCUGACGCUGCACUCCGCCACCAGAGAAUCCGCUCCGGUCAUGGCCGCCCAUCGGAUCCGAGCCGCGGCCACGGGCAACGCUUCGCUGCCUCGAUGCAGGUCCGAGGGGACGCUGAUUGACCUCGGCGAGAGCGCGUCCGAGCCCGGCCUCAUCGAUGUCAAAGUGCCUUCUCCCAGUGCCUUCCGCUUGGACGCCAGCGCCUCCCUCGGCACGGCCCGAGAGGUCGUGGCCAUCAAGGACUACUGCGCGUCCAGCUUCACCACGCUCAAGUUCUCCAAAGGCGACCGUCUCUACGUUCUGGACACGUCGGGCAGCGAGUGGUGGUACGCCCAUAACAACACCGAGAUGGGCUACGUCCCGGCCGCCUACGUCGAGCCCGUGAGUUUCAGAGACUCGUCCUUCAGCGACAGCGGCAUGAUUGACACGGCGGGCGACGGCGCCAGGGAGGAGACGGCUUCGGAAACGGACCCCGUCGGGGAGUGGGCCGGCGUCACUCUGAAGCCCACCGCUUUCGGGAACGGAAAUCCUUUCGCGGGCACGCGCGCCUCCAUCAACCCGUUCCUGCACGGCGGUGCCCCGAGCCCGGCGGACCGGAGCGGCGAGGGCAAGUCCGCCGAUCUCCUUCUCUUCGACGCCCCGUCGGCGUCGGAAUCGGCCCUCGGCGCCGCGGACCCGGAUGCUUUCGGCGCGAGCGUCUCCAGCCCUCUCAGUCACACGGCGGGGAACGGGCUGCGAAGGGACAACCCCUUUUUCCGAAGCAAGCGCUCCUACAGUCUCUCGGACAUGUCCGUCCUGCAGGCCGAGUCGGACGGGCAUCCCGCGGCCGGCGGUUUCUUCGGCGGCCUGACGGCGCCGGCCCCGGAGCAGUUCCAGAGCCGGGAGGCGUUCCGGACGGCGUGGCUCACGCACCGCAAGCUGGCCAGGUCCUGCCACGACUUGGACUCCCUGUGCCAAAACCCGGGCUGGGGUCAGACGCAGCCGGUGGAGACCGGCAUCGUCUGCCGGCUGGACAGCUCCGGAGGCGCCGUCCAGCUGCCGGACACCAACAUCAGCGUCCGCGUCCCCGAGGGCCACGUCGCCGAGGGCGACACCCAGCAGAUCUCCAUCAAAGCUCUCCUGGACCCGCCCCUGGAGCUGAACAACGAUCGCUGCAUCACCUCGGGCCCGGUGGUGGAGCUCAAGCUCAGCAACAUGGAGACCAAAAGCGGCAUCACGCUGGAGAUGAAAGCGUCGGCCGUGGUCAAGGCGGAAAAGCGCGAGGCGGCGCGCAGCCUGUGCGUCAGGAGCGACUGUAAAGAGGGGCCUUACGCCCCCAUCUCGCAGACUUUCCCGUACGGCGACACGGUUCGGGUGUCCGUGGACAACUUGGAGCCCUGCAUGUACAUUUGCGGGGUGGUGCGCUCCCAGCCGGCAUCUCCGGACUCGGGCAGCGUGUGGGACCACGUGGUCAAAAGGGUGACGUUAGGCGUGUACGGACCCAAGCACAUUCACCCCUCGUUCAAAACGGUGGUGGCCAUGUUCGGUCACGAUUGCGCCCCCAAGUCCUUGUUGGCGAGCGACGCGGGGAAGCAGGCGCAGUCUUCGCCACCCGUGGCGCUCCAGCUGUGGGGCAAGCACCAGUUUGUCCUGUCCAGACCCCAGGACCUCCGCGUCGGGGUCUACUCCAACAUGGCCAACUACGAGGUGAAGGCCGGCGAGCAGGCCAAAGUCAUCCGCGCUUUCCAGAUCAAACUGGGCAGGGUCAGCCGGCUGGUCUACCUGAUCAGUUCCCGCAACGGGGCGGACGUUUCGGACUUCACCCUGAGGAUCCAGGUCAAAGACGACCGGGACGCCAUCCUGGCCCAGUUUUGCGUCCAGACGCCCGCGCCGCCGCCGCCCAAGACGUCCGUGCAGCGGCGCUUCCUGAAGAAGAAGGAAGUGGGCAAGAUCGUCCUGUCCCCGCUCGCCCUGGCCACCAAGUACCCGGUGUUCCGCGACCGGCGGGUCACCAACCUCAGGUUCGGAAAACUGAUCAAGACGGUCAUCCGGCAGAACAAGAACAGCUACCUGCUGGAGUACAAGAAAGGAGACUUUGUGGCGCUGCUGAGCGAGGAGAAGGUCAGGCUGAAAGGCCAGCUGUGGACCAAGGAAUGGUACGUCGGCUACUACCAGGGCCGCGUGGGACUGGUGCACGCCAAAAACGUGCUGGUGACGGGACAACUCAAGCCGGUUUAUUUCGGCGGGCCGGAGCUCACCACGUCCUCGCUGCUGGAGCAGGUUCUGAGGCCCUGCAAGUUCCUCACCUACAUCUACGCCUCGGUCCGCACCGUCCUGAUGGAGAACAUGGGCGACUGGCGGGCGUUCGCCGACGCCCUCGGCUACCGCAACCUGCCCGUCGCGCACUUCUGCCGGGCCGAGCUGGACAGCGAGCCGGAGAGGGUGGCCUGCGUUCUGGAGAAGCUCAAGGAAGACUGCAACAAUGCCGAGGGCAAGGAGCGAAAGUCCUUCCAGAAGGAGCUGCUCAUGGCCUUGCUGAAGUUGGACUGCCAGGGCCUGGUGGCUCGUCUGGUGAUGGAUUUUGUGCUCCUGACCACGGCGGUGGAGGUGGCGGGACGUUGGCGGGAGUUGGCCGAGCGCCUGGCCAAGGUUUCCCGCCAGCAGAUGGACGCCUACGAGGCGCCGCACCGCGACAAGAACGGCGUCGUGGACGGCGAGGCCAUGUGGAAGCCGGCCUACGACUUCCUGGUGACGUGGGCGGCGCAGAUGGGCGACAGCUACCGCGACGUGAUCCAGGACCUCCACGUGGGCCUGGACCGCAUGAAGAGCCCCAUCACCAAACGCUGGAAGCACCUGAGCGGGACCCUGCUCCUGGUCCACUGCCUGGACACCCUGCGGAGCGCCGCCUUCAGCCCCGCCUCCGACGACUUGGCCAUCUGACGCCGGCUUUUUCGACUCCCCGUUUGCGACACGCCGCCUCUUUUCCGUUUCAUGACACCCGGUUCUUCCUCCUGCGGUCGGGCUCACGCUCAUUUCCAUGAUUCUCGGCCCUCACCCGACAAAUGCUGGGAACCGGACUCUCGGGGACACGCUUCCCAUUUUGGGUCACGUUUUUGUUUUUUUGGAGGGGCGAGGGGUGGGUGUCAACUUUCACAUUCUUGCCUGUUUUGGAGCUUUCCACACUCGCUUCACUUUCAGUUUCUGUUGCAUUUCCAUUGGGUUUUUAAAUUUUUUUUUUGUGCCAACUUUGGCAUCCUCGCAGUAUCGGGUUGUGGAGGGAUCGGGUCACGUUCCGAUGCCGUUGGGUUGUGAUGUGAAUUGGGUUGGCUCGGGUUCCGAUGCAACUGGGUCGGUUUGCCGACGUCCCCUUGAAGCCAGGACGAGAGCGACACCCUGUGGCCAAGUGGUGCCGUUCCGUCGCUGGUCGUCACGGCGACGACAAACAAGCCGAAGCUCCAAAAACAAACAAGAGGCACGAUCGCGCUUGCUGGAUGUUUUUUUUUUUUUUGUUGUUCUCCACGCCUGCGUGUGCGCGGUCACGUGACAUCGUCGCCGCCAUUGCUGCGCAUCAGAAAUAAAGUGUAAAUAUUUGCAUACUCGUCA